AUGACUGACGAUAGAGCUGUCUUCACCUUAACUAUGUCUCCUUCUUUAUCAAUAGCAAACUCCUUUGUAUCUAACCCUCACAUCUCAGUUCCUCAAUAUCACCCUAAACUCAACGUCUCAAACAACAAACCUCAAUAUAAAGACGUUAAAUUGAAAACUUAUGGCGUUUAUAUGAUCCCUCUAACUGAUGACAUUAACCAAAUUGAUGAAAAAAAUAACAUUACUGCCACCACUAAUACUGCCACUACCACUACCACCACCACCACCACCAACAACAACAACAACAACAUUAAAAAUAACACUACUGCUAAUAACAAAAAAAUAACUGAAGUCUCUUAUAUGCUAACAAAAUCAAGAUCUUAUAGGAGAAACCCAGCCUUUUUAAGAAUUUAUGCCAAUGAAUAUACUGCCAUUUGUAAAGAUUUAAUCCCUAAUUUCCUAAGUGAAGAAUUCUUCCAAUUGAUGGAGAGUAAUAAAAAAAUUGUCCAUAAGGACAAUAAACUAGCUCUACUAGCUUAUAAUAAGUUGUGGAAACUAAUGAAGUUACCUCCAAGAACUGAUUUACCAAUUAAUAAAAAUAACACAUUCUAUCAAAAUUCCUAUGUCUAUAUUGGUGACGAUCAAAAUCAAUCCAACAAGGAUACCACCAUGACCAACGAAACUAAUCAAACUAAUCAAUCUAAUAAACUUGAUAAAUCAGAUAAAUUUAAUUUUUUUGGUACAAGUGGGAACUUGCCCUGGAUUAAAUAUAACGAUGAGUUUAGAAAAUUGUUUUUCAAAAAUAAAUCCAUCUCUGCUAUUAAUGAGAAAAAUUUAGAAAAAACUAAAAUUCAAUUAAAUGAGAAAACUUUGGAUAAUUUAAAUAAAAACUUCAAACCAUGUGGGACGUUAAAAAAUAAUGUUCAGUUCACAGUCAAAGGAUGGGCAAAUCCAAGAUGGAUAAGUGCAAAUAAUUCAGACUAG
Ascoidea rubescens DSM 1968 is the source of this 963-nucleotide messenger RNA. RefSeq lists its product as uncharacterized. NCBI's taxonomy places the organism in Eukaryota, Fungi, Ascomycota, Saccharomycetes, Ascoideales, Ascoideaceae. The record is from RefSeq and is a predicted model, not a curated record. The transcript has a single exon. Bases 1 to 963 code for a protein of 320 amino acids.